This is a messenger RNA of Plasmopara halstedii, 357 nucleotides long. Its product is annotated as acyl carrier protein. The transcript has a single exon. Gene Ontology annotation, cellular component: mitochondrion. The record is from RefSeq and is a predicted model, not a curated record. Lineage: Eukaryota; Oomycota; Peronosporomycetes; Peronosporales; Peronosporaceae. Gene Ontology annotation, molecular function: acyl carrier activity; acyl binding. The coding region runs from base 1 to 357 and encodes 118 amino acids. Gene Ontology annotation, biological process: fatty acid biosynthetic process.
AUGAACCGAUUCGUUGCUGCCCUCCGUCCCCUAUCGCGUUCUGUCGUGCGUUCGCCAUUCGUGGUUUCCCGCACGAUGCCUAUGCGAUUCUUUAGCGCACAGACUUUUUUGGAUCGCAACGAAGUGAGUGAGCGCGUUUUAAGUGUUGUCAAGAACUUUGAAAAGGUGAACGGAGACGCUGUUAAAGAGAGUGCCAAGUUUCAGGAAGAUUUGGGCUUGGAUUCACUUGAUGUAGUGGAGGUCGUCAUGGCUAUGGAGGAAGAAUUUACUGUCGAAAUUCCUGACAACGAAGCGGAAAAGCUACUCACGCCCGCGCAAGUAAUCGACUAUAUCGCUGCCCACCCUAUGGCCAAGUAA